UAAAUCCGCCGUAUAAGGUUUCUAGGAUGCUUAACGCGGUGAAUAAAGCUGUCCGGUCGUGUUGACAGCGAGCUCUUCUCCUUUUUCAGUUGAUCUGUUUGGGUUUAGCAACCUAGGCUAAGCUACAGCGGUAGACAUAGAAAACAGCUCCUAUAAAACAAACAAAGCAAAACUAACCUUCAAAACUGCCUUCGGCUAUCAGCUCAACCUGACUACACUCGUUCUGUAACCUUCGUCUGUCAGCUCAACCUGACUACAGUCGUUCUGUAACCUUCGUCUCUCAGCUCAACCUGAUUACAGUCGUUCUGUAACCUUCGUCUGUCAGCUCAACCUGAUUCCAGUCGUUCUGUAACCUUCGUCUCUCAGCUCAACCUGAUUCCAGUCGUUCUGUAACCUUCGUCUGUAAACAAAACACUGACGAUAAACUUGGAUGUAAAUUACAUUGUUUCAAUUAAACUUAACAUGACAUCAAUACCAGGUAAAACAUUAUAUGGACAAAAGUAUUGGGACACCUACACGUUACACUUACAGGAGGUUUUCUGAAUCCCAUUCUAAAUCUAUAGGCAUUCAUAUGGAGUUGGUCUCCUUUUGCAGCUCUAACAGCUUCCACUCUUCUGGGAGGCUUUCUACAAGAUUUUGGAGAGAGUUUGUGGGAGUUUGUGUCCAUUCAUCCAGAAGAGCAUUUGUGAGGUCAGAUACUGAUGUUGGACGAGAGGGCCUGGCUCGCGGUCAGAGGUAUCCUAUGACAGAGCCUUGUUUAAAGUGAUUGAGCUCAUCAGUACAACCCUCUACUGUUUGUCUAUGGAGACUGCAAGCCUAAUGGGUGUGGCUAAAACAUCUGAACUUAAUAAUUAGGAGGUGUAUCCCAAUAUUUUGUCCAUAUAGUGUAUAAUGUGUAAUCAUAUAAACCAUAGGAGUGUAACAAUGCGUAGUUAUGUUUAAUAUGAUAUGCAAUAUCGUCCCAGUACACUAGCUUCAAGCUACAAUGUCGGUCACAGUGUGAGGUAAUAGAGAAAGGUAGAGAGCGAUACAGCACAGUAUCUUGAAGUGUUGCAGGUCUACACUGUGCUUCAGUUUUAGCAACUGUUUCUUCUGCUUUCUGUAAUUCUGCUUUGUUGCGUUCCUUGCUGUACAUUCCUUUAUACUUGUUGCUUCGCACUUGAGUAGAUAAAGAGCUGACGUGCCAUUUCUCCAAACCCGAGCAGUGCAAAAACGGAACUACAGACAGCGAAGACUGCAUGGUGCGGUGUUGCCGUGGCGAUUCCUCCAGACCUCGGCGUAAGACUGCAGCGUUGAAGAUGGACGAGGCGGCCCUGUACGUGAUAAACGAGGUCGAGAGUGAGAUGCUGCUGUCCAUCAUGUCUGACCACUGCUUUCAGUGUUUUCCGCAGCCUGUAGGACGGAUACCGGCCGGGCCUGGGCCAGGUGUGCCUGCCACACUGGGCUUCACUGUGAGCACCCAGCAUGCACUUAUACUGCAACUCAACAGCACUCCAUUAAACACAGAACUGUGCAGGAUGCAUUUCCAUUUUGGAGAGCAUGGGAACUACUCUCUGUGGGUGAAGAACCUGAACGAUCUCUCACAGGUCAACUGCACCAUGGUCACUGACUCCGAGCCGAUCAAUAGCUACCUACCCAUCUUGCUUGCCUUCCUUGUGUUUGCCAGUUUGUAUGUAUUGGCUGCCAUCUGGAACUCAGUGAAGGGGCUGGACGCCGUGAGGAAUCUUCUCCUUCGUUUGGGGAGCACCAUGGAGGCUGAAAGACUCAUCAAUUCCGAGCUGGGCUCUCCCAGCCGGGUGGUGGAAUCCUCGGCCGAGUCAAUUAUACCUGCCACUGCUGGCCGGAGGCUUCGCUCUCUCGACACAUUCAGAGGCCUUGCUCUGGUGGUGAUGGUGUUUGUGAAUUAUGGAGGAGGACGCUAUUGGUUCUUCAGACACGAGAGCUGGAACGGACUCACUGUAGCUGACCUGGUCUUUCCCUGGUUUGUGUUCAUCAUGGGUACGUCCAUAUCCCUGUCCGUAAACGGUGCUCUGUGCCGGGGAGCCAUGCGUUCUCAUCUGCUCAGGAAAGUCUGCUGGAGGAGCUUACAGCUCUUCCUCAUCGGAGUCUUCAUCAUCAACCCCAACUACUGCCUCGGGCCGCUAUCCUGGGACUCGCUCCGUAUUCCUGGUGUACUGCAGCGUUUAGCCUUUACCUACCUGGUUGUGGCCGUGUUGGAUGUGUUGGUGGCCCGAGUUCAUCAGGACAGCUCACUAACUGAUGUGUGGUGGUACCCCGCCCAUGAUAUCUUCCUGAACUGGCCUGCAUGGAUAUGUGUGAUCACCAUGGAAACACUGUGGCUGUGCUUGACCUUCUUGCUGCCCGUUCCAGGCUGCCCGACUGGAUAUUUGGGUCCAGGGGGAGUCGGGGAUUUUGGUCAGUAUCCAGACUGCACUGGAGGAGCUGCAGGCUACAUCGACCGCUGGCUGCUGGGAGAAAACCAUAUUUACCAAACCCCGUCGACACGGGUCGUCUAUCAGACCACAGUGCCCUUUGACCCUGAGGGAGUUCUUGGCAGUAUUAACUCUGUGUUGAUGGCCUUCCUCGGCCUUCAGGCGGGGAAGGUUCUCCUGCACUACAGAGAGCAGCACAGGCAGAUCAUCACCCGUUUCCUGGUGUGGAGCUUCCUGCUGGGAAUCUUCUCCGCUGUUCUGACCAAAUGCUCCAGAAAUCAGGGCUACAUCCCCGUCAACAAGAACCUGUGGUCUCUGUCGUAUGUGACGACUCUCAGCUGCUUUGCGUUUGUGGUCUUGCUGGUGGUCUACUACACAGUGGAUGUGAAAAGGUGGUGGUCUGGAGCCCCGUUCUUCUACCCAGGUAUGAACUCCAUCCUGGUGUAUGUGGGUCAUGAGGUGUUUGAAGACUACUUCCCGUUCCGCUGGAGGAUGGCCAACAGCCAAUCACACUCCGAGCACCUGGCCCAGAACCUGCUGGCCACAUCCAUAUGGGUCCUCAUCUCCUACGUCCUCUACAGGAAGAAGAUCUUCUGGAAGAUCUAAUGGCUUCCCCUUGUGGUGUGAGUUCAGACCCCUUUUUCAUCCACCGAUGACCCGACCAUCUGGAACAAGCUUUCUGCAGCAGGAACUUGGGAAGUGUCAGUUUGAUUAUUUGGAGAUCAGAUGAACUUGAUGAUGCUCGUGAUUUUAGCAACAACGUUGGAUGGAGAACUCAUCUCAAAGAACGGUGAAACCAGACGGUCAUUAGAAGAUUCCCAGUGACUCAGAACAGGUGUUGGGUCCACACAACAUCUGCAUUGUGGGAAAACGAUCUCUUGGCAAGUGUGAGCUUCUUAAAUGUAGACGAUAGAUAUAAUAUUUCUCAUUGAGGUUGUUGAAAGAGCUUCACAGUAUUGUUCCACAUGUUUAAGGAUGUUUAUACUGAUAUAAAAUAAUUAAUUAAGGUAAAAUAUUUCCUUCAAGCGUUAAGAGUAACUUUAACACUGGAUAAAAUUACUCAUUCUAAAGGCCUGGAUUUUCAUAGACUUGGGCAGUGGUUGAGAUCUUCCGUCUGAAAUGAGACCCUCUAAUAAAAGAGCAUUACUUCAUUAUCAGCUACUAGCGCCGCUCUGUAGGCAACCCUGGCCGUCUGCAGGGACAGCAGAGGAGGGGAAA
This is a messenger RNA of Pygocentrus nattereri (red-bellied piranha), 3650 nucleotides long. RefSeq names its product heparan-alpha-glucosaminide N-acetyltransferase (gene hgsnat). The transcript has 18 exons. Lineage: Eukaryota; Metazoa; Chordata; Actinopteri; Characiformes; Serrasalmidae. Bases 1239 to 3038 code for a protein of 599 amino acids. The record is from RefSeq and is a predicted model, not a curated record.